GUGAGGCAGCGAGGAGCGAGCCGAGCUCAGAGGCACACGCUCCUGGAGGACUACCUCCAGACUCAGAGUUCUGGCCCCCUUCUUCUGCCUCCACGGCGGCCCUCCUGCCCUCCCGCGCUUCCCAGUGCCAUGCAUUCUUGAGUGGCAGUGCCUGGACUCCCGGAGAACAGAAGCGAGCCCGAGAGAAAGGACUGGAGCCGAGACACACUGCUGGGGGAGCCUGGAUGCCUGGCUUUCUUUGAGGACAUCUCUGGUGCAAGGGUGGCUUUGGGCUGGGGGCUUGUGCUGCAGGGAAUCCAGCCAGGCCCCAAGAUGGACACUUCUGGGCACUUCCAUGACUCGGGGGUGGGGGACCUGGAUGAAGACCCCAAGUGCCCCUGUCCGUCCUCUGGGGAUGAGCUGCAGCAGCAGCAGCAACCGCCGCCGCCGCCACCACCACCAGCAGCCCCCCAGCAGCCCCCGGGACCCCCUUUGCAGCCCCAGCCUCCGCAGCAGCAGCCACCGCCACCGCAGCCAUCGCACCCCUUGUCUCAGCUCGCCCAACUCCAGAGCCAGCCCAGCCACCCUGGCCUGCUGCACUCCUCGCCCACCGCCUUCAGGCCCCCCCCUUCAUCCAACUCCACCGCCAUCCUCCACCCUUCCUCCCGGCAAGGCAGCCAGCUCAAUCUCAAUGACCACUUGCUUGGCCACUCUCCAAGUUCCACAGCCACAAGUGGGCCCGGCGGAGGAGGCCGGCACCGGCAGGCCAGCCCCUUGGUGCACCGGCGAGACAGCAAUCCCUUCACGGAGAUCGCCAUGAGCUCCUGCAAGUACAGUGGCGGGGUCAUGAAGCCCCUGAGCCGCCUCAGCGCCUCCCGCAGGAACCUCAUCGAGGCUGAGCCCGAGAGCCAACCCCUGCAGCUCCUCAGCCCCAGCAACCCCCCUGAGAUCAUCAUCUCCUCCCGCGAGGACAAUCAUGCCCACCAGACCCUGCUCCACCACCCCAAUGCCACCCACAAUCACCAGCAUGCCAGCAUCGCUGCCGCCGGCAGCACCACCUUCCCCAAAGCCAACAAGCGGAAAAACCAAAACAUAGGCUAUAAGCUGGGGCAUAGGAGAGCCCUGUUUGAGAAGAGGAAGAGGCUGAGUGACUAUGCUCUGAUUUUUGGGAUGUUUGGAAUUGUUGUUAUGGUGAUAGAGACUGAACUCUCCUGGGGUUUGUACUCGAAGGACUCCAUGUUUUCGUUGGCCUUGAAAUGCCUUAUCAGCCUGUCUACCAUCAUCCUCCUGGGUUUGAUCAUCGCCUACCACACUCGGGAAGUCCAGCUGUUCGUGAUCGACAAUGGGGCGGACGACUGGCGUAUCGCCAUGACCUACGAGCGCAUCCUGUACAUCAGCCUGGAAAUGCUGGUGUGCGCCAUCCACCCGGUGCCCGGAGAGUACAAGUUCUUCUGGACGGCGCGCCUGGCCUUCUCAUACACGCCGUCGCGGGCGGAGGCCGAUGUGGACAUCAUCUUGUCCAUCCCCAUGUUCCUGCGCCUCUACCUGAUCGCACGUGUCAUGCUGCUGCACAGCAAGCUCUUCACCGACGCCUCAUCCCGCAGCAUCGGGGCGCUCAACAAGAUAAACUUCAACACGCGCUUUGUCAUGAAGACGCUCAUGACCAUCUGCCCCGGCACUGUGCUGCUUGUCUUCAGCAUCUCGCUCUGGAUCAUCGCAGCCUGGACUGUGCGCGUCUGCGAGAGAUACCAUGACCAGCAGGACGUCACUAGUAACUUUCUGGGGGCCAUGUGGCUCAUCUCCAUCACCUUCCUAUCGAUUGGCUAUGGCGACAUGGUGCCACACACCUACUGUGGAAAGGGUGUCUGCCUGCUCACAGGCAUCAUGGGUGCAGGCUGCACUGCCCUCGUGGUGGCCGUGGUGGCCCGGAAGCUGGAACUCACCAAAGCCGAGAAGCAUGUGCACAACUUCAUGAUGGACACUCAGCUUACCAAGCGGAUCAAGAACGCUGCAGCCAAUGUCCUUCGGGAGACAUGGCUCAUCUACAAGCACACAAAGCUGCUCAAGAAGAUCGACCAUGCCAAAGUCAGGAAGCACCAACGCAAGUUCCUGCAAGCCAUCCAUCAACUGAGGAGUGUCAAGAUGGAGCAGAGGAAGCUAAGUGACCAAGCCAAUACCCUGGUGGACCUCUCCAAGAUGCAGAAUGUCAUGUAUGACUUAAUCACCGAGCUCAACGACCGGAGCGAAGACUUAGAGAAACAGAUCAGCAGCCUGGAGUCGAAGCUGGAACACCUAUCGGCUAGCUUCAACUCUCUGCCCCUGCUCAUCGCUGACACCCUGCGGCAGCAGCAGCAGCAGCUCCUGUCGGCCAUGCUGGAGGCAAGGGGGGUCAGUGUGGCUGUGGGCACCACCCACACACCCAUCUCAGACAGCCCCAUUGGGGUCAGCUCCACCUCCUUCCCCACCCCAUACACCAGUUCCAGCAGUUGCUAAAUACAGUCCCACUGCUGCCGCCGCAGCAGCAGCAGCAUUACCCAUAGGUCUUAAGAUGCAAUUCAGCCAUCCCCUGGUCAUUUUGCCAUCCAGGACCCGGGAGACCAGGGGAAGAGCAGAAGAGAGACCGGCUAACUGACUAACUCGUGUUCCUUUGGUGUGCUCGGUUCGCUAUGCCUUGAAACCAGAAAUCUAAUCUCUGACCAGGUGCCUCUGCUGGGGAGCAGAAAGAUAAGAUAGGAGGCCCUUGCCACAGAGCAGUGGAGCACAGAAAUCCACACUCAAUCUCAGGUCUUCACAUGGGGGGUGGGGGGAAGCAGGUGUAUAGAGGGGGCCCACAGUGGAGCCUCAUGGGGCAGGGGAGGGGUACCUCAGCUCUGGGUGGCAGGUCUCCUUGCCUUUUGUCCAUGGGAGCCUCUGAGUGACAAAAGGAAAGAAGAGUGCCCACAACUUGCCAAAACAGACAUCCUUCUCUCCUGUACUAUAGACCAUCACAGAACCUAAUUUAGACUGAAAAAAAGUCAAAUUAUAAGCCAGACUUCCAUACAGGAUGGAUACCUGCAUAGCCCUGUGUUUUUGCACAUGUACACACACACAUGCACACACACCCCACACAUGCACAUCCCACAAUCCAUCCAGGCUUUCUCUUGUUUGAAUGCAAUCCUAUAGUCAAAGAGACCCAGCGCCUCACCCUGCACACAGCAGGGGCCCUCCAUGUACAUAUUGAGGUGGUUUGGACCCAGAUAUGGGUGCUUUCAGCUCUGGUAGCCUGCAAGGGUCAGGCAUCUUCUAAGCACAUCUGGAAGAUACAAGGGCCUCCACACCCUCUAAGCAGGCACCAUGUCAGCUUUGCAAGGAAUGACAAGCCCAGACCAUUGGCAUAGGGGGAUUUGCAACCAAAACAGUAGCUUCUGCAGAAUCUUCUUCCACUUUCCCAGAGGAGCUGUGUUCUCAUAGAGCACCUGUCUGGGUGUAUGGCUGUGAGGGAGGGGACAGGAUCUGUGCGUGUGCGUGGCCCAGUGUCACCUGAGUGAAUGGGAGUGGAACAUCUGGGCACUUGCUCAGCUCUAUUUAUCUAGCCACAGGGCACCAGUCCCAGAUGUUAGGUAUGCAAAGGAGUCAGGUGCCUUCACUGAGAACAACAAAGCAGGGAGGAGAAGACAUGGUGAGUGGCCCAUGUUACUUCCUUUCACCUGACUUGAGAUAUUAGAUUCAAGGGAGCCAGAGGGAAGGUUCACAAACCAUAAUCCAUCAGUAGCUUGCUCCUACUAUGCUAUGUUAAUCCUGGUGCAAAAACUAACAAACAAAACCAAUUCUACUCUAGCUCAAACUCUGAGACUUCUAGAUGCAGCAUGGGGGGCAGGUGUUGUAAGGAGAGGGCAGGCCAGUACAAAAUAUGUUCUUUGCACCCAAUUAAGCCACAUUUAACAUCUGUGAUGUGCAAAUCUAUCCACUUCUUUUUUGUUUUACUUUCCUCCUGGGGUCCUAGGAUUUCUGUGAAAGGGGAGUUGGCUAAUACCAUGCUGAAUAUUUCAUCUGUCCAGGGUGAAUCAAAAAAGAGACCUUUGUUCCGCUGGGUUUCUCAUUGCAAGGGAACAUUGUCUUGUCCCCAUUCCUGGCUAAGGAGGAGUUGCUUCUGCAGCACUAAGCCUAUUCUAAGGAUGAGGGACACAUUGGACAGCCAAAAGCAGCUAAGAAAUGCAGAGAGAGAAGACCUUGCUAUCCUCCAUUUCUUUCUUUCUAUUGCUGUUGCUGACCCUUUGAUGAUCUCACUUUCCUUUUUUUUUUUUUUCUCAUCACGAUGAUUCUUUUGAAUGUUGUCACUUGCUGUUUUUGCAUAUGACAGAUGCCAUUAUUUACUGUUGGCUUGAUUUUGUUUAUUUGGUUGUUGUUGUUUUUUUACUUUUUCUUUGAACUAUUGGUUAUCUUAAAGAUGCCCCUUUCCUCAUUCAUGCUCCCUUGUUUUCAGUGACUGGAACACAAAAACAGGUAUCUAAAUGGAUUACAUAGCCACAUAGUGUCUGGGCUGUAUUAGUCCCAUUUCACAAAGUGCAGACCACCCACAAGGCAGCCCGGAUGUGCCAUGACUGCUUAUUUUCAACUGCAGCCUCCAAUCACUGAUUCCUCUCCACCCUUUCUGUUUUUGCUAUAAUUCCGUGUGUGUGUGUGUGUGUGUGUGUGUGUGUGUGUGUGUGUGUGUGCGCACACGCGCGCGCGCACUCCCAAGCACAUGCACAUGCUCAUGGAAAUUGAGUUGAUUUCAAAGAAAUACCAUGCAGCCACUCUUCUUAUGUCCAGAUUGCCGAUGGCCUGUUGUAGGCUGUGACUAAUCCUCCCCUAAACCAUCAUGAAAGUGUCCACUUAGGUAAAAUCCUUGAAGGCCAAACUAGCAGUACUGGUUAUGGAAUUGGUCAGAGUUCUUUCCAGCUGUGGUUCCAGGCAUCCUGUAAACAUGUGGCCAUUUGCUGCAAGAGUGGACCUACUGGUAGUGCAGUCUAUGUGUGGGUCUUCUCCUUGGUGAACCAGUCCUUCACUCUUAUGAACACAAACCAAAAGCCAGGGACUGACUGUGCACAAUGACCCUAAGUGGGAAAUUGGGAGAUACUUCCCUAGGCUAGCACCUCUGUUCUCUGUGGGGAGAGUUGUCCAUUCGCCUGCAAGUAUAAUCAGCCCUUGAUGACACCCAGGGCAUGACUCAGACAAGUGUUCUUCCUCUGUCUUUGGCUCACUCCCUGGCAUGUCAGGAGCAGAGUUAGGUGGGGACAGGGAGUCGAUGGAUUUGCCUGCCUUGCCUUCUUAUUCUCUACUUCCCAGUUUGGUGGUGAAGGAACUUUAAUUUCUAUUCAAGAAUUGGCUACAUGUGUCUUUUUUAAAAUACUACUACUUAUGAUAACCUCAAUCCAAGACUGAAUGUACUGAAUUCUACCCAUGCAUGAAGGCUGACUCGGUGGCUCACUUGACCUUCUCUGAUAGGUUUCAAAAAGAUCUCUAAUAGUCACUAAAAUAUCUAGACACUUGAAUUAAAAAUCAAGAGCCACCCACUCAUUGCUUAAGCCAUAUUCUAGCUUCAUGUACUGUAAAGCAUGUGAUAUAUUUAAGCCCACUAAUCUCAGUGGAAUGUCAGGACAUAGUAUCAGUUGGUAAAUGAUACCAGACUAGGGGCUUAUUCCUCCUUAGAUUGAAGUCCAAAUAGAAACUGUUCCAUAGGAUCAAAGGCUACAUGUGUGUGGUCAUCAUUAGCAAGUCAUCAUAAAGUAUUCCCACAAGAUGCUCUUGCCAUCUCUAUUGUGUGUGACUUUAUGGCAUUAUGUCUUUAUAAUGCUUGUACAGUUCAAAAGGACAAGAGACUGAAGGCCUUGGUAGGAUCACAGUAAUCUCAUGGGUCAGGAAGUGUAGAAAAGGUACCUGCACAUAAAUUCUAAAGUGCCAAAUAAGAGAAGGCUGUUGUUACUGAUUAAAGCUCAAGAAGGGGUGGUACUGAAGAAAUACUAAUUUUAGGGCUGGAAACACAGCAUAGUGGUUAUGCAACAGAAUUUCAUGCCUUGGGCUCCAAGGUCCCAGGUUCAAUCCCCAGUACCACCAUAAGCCAGAACUGAGCAGCAGUCUGAUUGAGACACAGACACACACACACACACACACACACAGAGAGAGAGAGAGAGAGAGAGAGAGAGAUAUGGAGAGAGAGCUUUUAAUAAACUUGAGUUUUUCCCUCCCCAUUAGAUUUCCAGAAGUUUCUUUGUGGUUAGCCAUGGAAAAUUUUAAAAACUAAAGACAUAAUCAGAAUAAAUAAAACUAAAGCCAGGUCCAUUUAUUUGGCCAAUUAACCACAUACCUCAACUUCUCUGCCCCUAGUAAUGAAAAUAAGCAUUAAUAUUUUUAAGUUAAAAGUAUUCAGUAGAUUGAAAGAUGGAAUCACUGUUGUCACCAACAGCAGACCAGACCAAUUCUAGUUGACACUUCGUGAGUGUUAGCUAAAUGCAACCAGGGCUGGAAAGAUAACACAGUGGUGAUGCAAAAAGACUUUUAUGCCUGAGGCUCUGAGGUCCCAGGUUCAGUCCCCAGCACCACCAUAAACCUGAACUGAGUAGUGCUCUGAUAAAAAAUAAAAAUAAAAAAUAAACAAAUGCAGCCAAUCAUUACCAAAAGGUAUUUAUUGUAUAUUGUCUAGAUAGUUAAGUCAGCAGGGAGAAAUAUGAGAUUAACACCUAAUUGCAGGCCCUCUCUCCUUCAGAGUGUACCUCAACAAACAGUGCCCCCAUUCCUUUAAUUAAAAAAAAAAAUUGUGUUGCAUUCCAGAAGAAAGGGUGUCGCCAUCAUGGCAGUACCACACUGAGACACAAUGAGGUCAUUGCACUACCACUAGGUUACUGCUCUAAGUCAUUGCUUCUGAAGUCGGGAAUAUGUCCGUGGUCUAGCCAAGACGUUUUCCUUUCCUGGAAAUUACUCAGAAGCAGAGUCAGGAUCCGAUGGCUGUCCUCUCUGUCUGCAUGGGCUGCUCUGCCGUUAAUUUCAGCACCUUGGACAGCGACUGCAGCGUCCUUAGGCAGGAAGCUUCUCUCACUGCCGCCUGUGGGCUAGGGAACUGCCUUGGACAGUUCCCUUCCUUCUUACUGCCACCAAAGUAAACACUAGCGGCUGGUCUCCUUGAUACUAAUGAGAAAGAAGUAUUAUGGUAGCAAUAUUAAUUGCCUGCUUCUGGGAGUAAAAUAGUGAGAGCCCUUCACUCUGAAUGCUUGUGCCAGACUGCAUGACAGAAAUUAACAUGCCACCCCAUCAGACAAGUAAUACAUAGAUUUAUUAUUAUUAUUAUUGUUGAAAUAGUCCCAAGCUAAUUAAAGAGUAUUGACUACAGUGGUGUAUAUGUAUAUACAGGUAGAGGGCAAAAAAUAACUAUGAUCUUUUUGUUUUCUUACAACCAUUACUGGAAAUGCUCAAGCGUAAAAUGGAGUUCCCUUCAAUGUAUGGCCUUCUGGUCUAGGUGGUGGGUGCCCGGGGACAGCUAUUGCUCACACACCCAAGACAUGCAUUCUGGAAUCUGUCAUCUUAGGCCUAGAGCUAGUGUUGGGACACACAAAAGAGGUGUUGCAUCCAAGGUCAGUCAACCAAGCUUGUGGAGGAAAAGCACAAAAGUCAACAUCAAUCUGUAUUGAGGGUCCCAAAGAGAUGCUAGGUUUAUAGCCUCACCCCCAAAAAACUCAUGACACAUCCACUCUGAAUCUGAUGGGGUCAGCCAAUGUCCAAGUUCCCAGAAAGAGGACAGGCUGUCAACAGCCAUCUCUAGGUGUGUCACAUGCUCUCUCCACUUUUGACUCUCAGCUGGGGGCCAACCCACCUUCAUCAGACAUGCUUCCCAAGGAGGCAACAGCUUGGUGUUGGUGCCUCUGAUGCCCCAUUCUGCACUGCCUGGAAGAGCACAGCCACCAGACACAGAUGGAGGGAGUGUGGUCUCAGCAAAGCCAGAGACUGCAGCGUUCGUAUUCCGAAUCGGAGGAGCUUUGUCAAUCUGAAUUUGCAUCUUGCCUCUGUACUGCUUGCUAUUUUUUAAUGAUAGGAGAAAGCAUAACAGUUUAUUUUAAAUAUGAAAUAUAUUGCUAUAUUAUAAAAUAUAUUGUAACUUUCAAUUAACAUCUUUUGUAUAUCAAACUUGUGUCUAGCAAGGCCCGUGUCAGCCUGCUCCCCCCACCUAACCCUCCCAUGACUGUUUCUGAGUACACAUCGAUGUUGGUGGCUGCCUGACCCCCCACUCUGAAGACCCUCAACCUGUAGACCUGCCAUCUGCUCACUCUCCAGACCUGACUAGGAGAGGCAUGAGAACACUGUUUUGAAUGUAAAAGGAUGCUUCUACCGUAUAGGACGCUACCAAGCCAUUUAAGAAGAGGAUCUUUUUUCAAAGCCAUCAGUCCUUUAGGAGCUGUGCCAAAGCAGUUCAGGAGAAGUGUGGGUUCUCCCUAUGACCCUGCAGAGCCCCCACCCACCCCCGCCUUAAACUUUGGUGAGUCUCUAACUCAGCCAAGCAAUGUCAGCUUUGACAAUGUCAGAGUUAGGCUUUAGGAAGAGCUUUGUUCUGUGGUAUGACAGAGCAGAGUCCUAAGCAUUCUCUAUGUCAGAUUGAAAUGGGAUCAGAGUUCUAUAUUUACAGAGUCCCAUGCACAAGUGUGUUUUUAUGAGCUGGUGGGACCCUGGCAGGGACAAGGUCUACAUGUGUUGAUCACAAUACCAGAGCACAGCUCCGAAGGGAAUGAGGAAGCCUAUGGGGGCAUGCCCAGAGUUGGGCUGCCUUUUCUGUUAAUUUCACUCUAACUGGGAGCAGAGAGAACCCCUUUUGAGAUGUUUCCCAAGGAAAGGUGUAUCAGGAGAUGGUUUCUAUUUAGGCAACUCAUGAAGCCCUCUCCCCUCCUUCUCUACUACAACCAUGAGAUGCACAGCUAGUUCUCACUUCCUCUCUUUUGAAAGACUGAGGGAAUGCUUACAGAUUUAAAAUGGGGUGUUCUGAGAUCUAGAACAAAUCUGGGCCUCGUCCCAGGGGGAAUCCCUUCCCUCCACUUUCCUCACCCUGUGCUUAGUACAGAUGCAAAGCAGGGAGCAGAAGAGUAAAUUUAACUGAGGAGGGUUCCCACCCACCUAGUGACUGAAAAUCCAUAAAGAGGUUAUGCUGGUGCAGGAUGAGGGUUUUUCUCCUGGGAGAAGGCUAGAAUCUUCUCAAGAUUCCACUAAUUUCAGUAUAAAUAUAUAUCAGGCUGGGGUCUCAGUAAUAGAAGUUAUUCGUGUUCUCUGGAAGAGAGACCUUUAGAGAAAGGCCCAAAUUGGGGUUCUUUGUGGAGCUGAGACCUCGACUGUAAAUACAUUUCCUUUUGAUGGAGUAAGUAGGCUCCAUGUCUGACUUAUCCCUUAGUUGUGCACAAGCCAUCAGAACCCCUGGGCAUCAGUUUGGUUUUGUUUGUUUUUAGCAAGUCAAUCCCUCACUGGGUGAUGAGCAUUCAUUCAUUCUCAGUUUUAUAAUUGAUAGAUGAAUGUCCUAGUGGUGGUCAAUCUGUCCUUUGUGCUUCUCAAUAGAACAAUCUCAUUCAGCUUUUCCUUUUUCCUUUGAAUUAGUCUCAAAUUCAGACCUUUACAUUUAUGAAGAGUGGAUAAUUCUGAUUUUUCCUCUGCCCCCUCCCUAAGUCAUUAUCCAAUCUCAACCAAGUAAACCAAUGCAGAUCCCCAAUUUAGGGAACACCAACCUCAUGACAAUGAUUCAGGGAUGUGGCUCCAUGCUAACAACCCUCACUAUUCAAAGUCUGGUCUGAAGACCACCAGCCCUGGCACCAUCUGGCAGCUGAUCAGAAAUGCAGACUCUUGGGCUUCACACCAGACUUGCACAGUCCAAUUCUGCCUUUUAACAAGGUCCCCACCUGGUGAGUGUAUGCAGGAGAUAUUUCUAGCACUGGCCUCACCACUCAGCAAUGGGAAACAUUAAUAAUCAGAAAAUCAACACAUUUAAUGGCAUAAAUAUAUGACCAGAGAAACACAAAUAUCUCUCAAUAUUGGGGCAGGCUUUUCCCAGCCUCACUGGCAAUGGUCUCAGUUUGUAGUGUUGAGUCAUGUCCAAAUCCCCUUUAUGUGUUCUACUUUAGCCUGUCUAGGCCAGGUCAGCAGAACACCUGAUUCAUCUUGAGGCAGGUCCCUGGAAGUCCACCUGAGUAUCCACUCAUCAAAGUGCAGAAAGAGCUACAUUUAUGUUCCAUCAUUGAGUGACUCAGCAUCCACCUGUGGAGACCCUCCUCUCCCAGAGGAAACUCCCCAAGAAAUUAGCUUAGCCCUCCAGGAACAUUCCAAAUCCUUCAAAUGAAACUGUUCUCUCUUUAUGACACCAACAA
Messenger RNA from Erinaceus europaeus (western European hedgehog), 10328 nucleotides. It is a transcript of the gene KCNN3, whose product is annotated as potassium calcium-activated channel subfamily N member 3. Gene Ontology annotation, molecular function: calmodulin binding; small conductance calcium-activated potassium channel activity. The coding region runs from base 313 to 2472 and encodes 719 amino acids. NCBI's taxonomy places the organism in Eukaryota, Metazoa, Chordata, Mammalia, Eulipotyphla, Erinaceidae. Gene Ontology annotation, cellular component: neuronal cell body; neuron projection; plasma membrane. Gene Ontology annotation, biological process: potassium ion transmembrane transport. The record is from RefSeq and is a predicted model, not a curated record. The transcript is spliced from 8 exons.